Kogia breviceps (pygmy sperm whale) is the source of this 1949-nucleotide messenger RNA. Lineage: Eukaryota; Metazoa; Chordata; Mammalia; Artiodactyla; Physeteridae. The record is from RefSeq and is a predicted model, not a curated record.
CUCGCUUUCCGGCGGGUGCGGGGGCCUCGCGGAUUCUGCCCCCGUACGCGCUAGGUCCUCAGUGCGCACCCCGUCUCCUGGCUCCAGGGCGGCUAGCGUGUGGCGAGAGAUCGGGGCCGGGCCCGGUUCUGGCCUGACCCACUAGGUGACCUUGGUCGAGUCCCCUGUCGCGCCGAGCCGCGGCGCCCGUCUCUGGCACGGGCCUGUUAGGGACCCAUCCCCCGAGCGGUUGAGGACACAGACCUGGAGUAGCCCCGCAGCCUGCCCCAGGGCAGGGGGAGCGCCGGGCCGCCGGCGGCGGGGGGGGGGAAGCUCGGUCGGGGGGAGAUGCCCCUACAUGUGAAAUGGCCGUUUCCCGCGGUGCCGCCGCUCACCUGGACCCUGGCCAGCAGCGUCGUCAUGGGCUUGGUGGGCACCUACAGCUGCUUCUGGACCAAGUACAUGAACUACCUCACCGUCCACAACAAGGAGGUGCUGUACGAGCUCAUCGAGAACCGAGGCCCAGCCACACCCCUCAUCACGGUGUCCAAUCACCAGUCCUGCAUGGAUGACCCUCACCUCUGGGGGAUCCUGAAACUCCGCCACAUCUGGAACCUGAAGGUGAUGCGUUGGACCCCCGCGGCUGCAGACAUCUGCUUCACCAAGGAGCUGCACUCCCACUUCUUCAGCUUGGGCAAGUGCGUGCCCGUGUGCCGAGGAGAUGGCGUCUACCAGAAGGGAAUGGAUUUCAUUUUGGAGAAGCUCAACCGCGGGGACUGGGUGCACAUCUUCCCAGAAGGGAAGGUGAACAUGAGCUCCGAGUUCCUGCGCUUCAAGUGGGGGAUCGGACGCCUGAUCGCCGAAUGUCAUCUCAAUCCUGUCAUUCUGCCGCUGUGGCACGUCGAAAAUCACCGUGCUGAUUGGGAAGCCCUUCAGUGCCCUGCCUGUGCUCGAGCGGCUCCGGGCAGAGAACAAGUCAGCUGUGAGUUCUCCCCCAGGCCAUCCCACAGCUGUCCUAGCCCUUAUCCCUUAUGCCCUUGGCCUCCCAGGGACCCUGGGCGAAGCUCCCUGAGGGCUGCAGGCCAGCCCCAGUCCUUCCCCUCAGGUGGAGAUUCGCAAAGCCCUGACGGACUUCAUCCAGGAGGAAUUCCAGCGCCUGAAGAGCCAGGCCGAGCAGCUCCACUACCACCUGCAGGCCGGGAGAUAGGCGCCACCCCGCCCAGACCCCGCCCCGGCUUCCUCUUGGACUGGGGCGGGGGCGGGGAGGGGCGGCGAGGCCUGGGACCGAGGCGGCUCUGGACGCGGGUCCCAGCUGCCGGGCGAUCGGUGCCGCCUCUGGGUUCUGGCCCUGCGCGAAGCUGGGCUGGGGGACGGACUGAUGCUUUGAGCUCAGAUGCGGUUUUUCAGACAGAUUUGUUCAGAACCCUUAACGGGUGCCCUCUCCUAGUUGGUGAGCAUUCCAGCUCCUCUGGGGUUCUUCAGCUGAAAGAAGGGUCUCAGCUGCCCCUCCCACUUGGCCACGCAGGGAGGAAGACAUUUAGGCCGGGGCCUCCUUCCUUCUUGCCUUCAGGGUGUUCUCUCCCGGGAGUGGGGGGUGCACCACAGGGACGGUUGUUGAAGCGGGGCGGUGGCCAGGCCUGGCUUCUGCGGUGGCGCCUGCCCUGAUGAGGAGCUGCGCACCACUUCCUCAGGGAUGGCCGUCAGCCACAGGUAUGGGACCCUCGGGCAGGGCCCAGCCCUGGGCUGCAGGUAGAAGAGCUGCCCUUUUCCAGAAGCAGAGCCCAGCCAAAUGGGGCCUGCAGCAAGGGCCCAAGACCCAGCCCCUUGCCCCCAUGCUGGGGCCUACCGACUUCUCUUUCCACCUCCCUGGCAUCACUUGAAUCCCCUGGGGCCUGGGUUUUCAUGUUUUAUAAACAAUAAAGCAUCUGUGUUGUGCUCUUUUACAUCUGGCCUCUCUGUAGGGGUGGGAG